CAGAGCAGCCUUCUUCAAGGAAAACAUGUGACUGAAAUGCACUUUUAUUAAGUAGACAUGGAAUAUAAGGAAAGCCUAAUACAUGAUCUAGGUUCAUCGUGAGUGGCGAGGUGGCCGUGCUCAACUCCACCAGCAUCGAAAUCACGGAGCUUCCGGUCCGGGUGUGGACUCAGGCGUACAAGGAGAUGGUGCUGGAGACCAUGCUGCACAGCUUAUACAUGAUAGGCAGUGGCGUCUCAUAAGGCCGAAAGUGAGACGAAGCCCACGGCGUUUGCGGAGCGCGUUGUGCAAAAGGUCGAGUGGGAAGCGAAGGCAAAAACCACCGGAGCGCGCCGCGGGGCCGCCAAGAAGGCGACCAGCGAUGCUGCUGUCGAUGGCCACGGGGAUGUUGGGGACGGCAACGCUGCAACGUUGACCAGCUUCACCAGUCCUGGCGGCCUUGAACAGGGAACAGAAUCCGCACCCACCAAGGCACCACUGCGUAAACAAGGAGGCGCCACUAAGGACACGUCCUCUAUGACUAAAACAAAGUCCAAGAAGGGAAAGAAGUCACCGUCGGGCUCCGAUUCUUCGGGAAACGACGAGCCGCCCAACAGCGUGGGUUCAGAAGACGACCUCGAGCCUGUGGCGGGCCCUUCACAUCGCCAGCAAUGUGAGGCUCCACAACGAGCACAUUCUCGGAAGAAGCUCGGAGCCGCGGCUAAGACAAAGCAGCGCGACACCAUCGGUGACGAAGGUGACACGGACUUCGUCAAGCCACCCGCCAAGAAACUCGGCGCAGUUUCUCGGGCACACAAGAAGGCUCCAGCGGACGACUCCGAGUCCGACCCUAUGUCAGCUCUGAAGAAGGCAACCAAUAAAAUGAGGGUCCUGUCGUCCUCCUCCUCUGCGGACGAUGACGACGUGCCUGCCGUGCCGCGUUCAAGUCCCGCCAACGGAGGGCGCUCCAGGGCAGUGCCGGUAAAGUACUAUUUAAAAAGCGAGAGCAGUGACGGAUUAUGAAACACCUCAUGUGCUGAGUUACCUGUGGUAUACUGCGUUCUGAUGCUCGCGCCUCCACCUAUGCAUAGAAGAGACAUGUGCGAGCUUCGUGGUGUGUACAUCACAUUGAAUGGCGGUGUGACCGACUGACAUUUUUUGCCGCUUUCAUCAUUGUGACUCUAUAAUGUUCUGGAAUUCUGCACGCGAGUGCAGUGGCCCACUUGGUGACAAGUGUUCCUUAUCCUGCAGACUGUCUCAGUGUGCAUGUUUGCGCUCCUUUUUUUUGUGUCCGGCAGUGACAUGUUCUUAUGGUUUCACCUGGCAGAGGACCCUUUGUAGGAGACGUGCAGUAGCGGUUUUGCUGACGGGCUUUCGUCACCGAAGGAAGAAGCAGAGGGAAAUUACCGAAGAUUUGCCGAUUUUGCAUGUGCAUUCUUUUUUUGGCUCUGUAGGUUCAUGCACCAGGUCGAUGACAUUGUCACUGUCGAGCAGGUUACAGGGCGCCUUAUCGCGCUAGGUACCCAAGUGUUGCAAUUUUAAAAUUUUUAACCAGUUUUAUAUGCAUGUUGAACCAUGUUUACUUCUCCACAAUGGAGGAAGCGAGAAUAAAUGGGCUGCUUUUUUUUCCUGCAGUGAUUUUAAAUUAGUUCCAGGAAGUGCCUCACAUAGCUACUGCGCUGGCAACCUCUCCUGCUUCUUUAUAAUACCUUGCAGUUAAAAUCAAGUCAAGUGUUUUAGCUUUGACAGUACUGGCUUGCGAUCAGUCGUAAUAUGUUUGCAACAUAUUUAAGGAUCCACCUCUUUACUUGUUCUGUUUGUUGUUAUUUGCAUUGUAGUGAAAAAGGACCCCGUUCAGUUCUCGCUGCUGCUGUCUUGACGCCGCUGCCGCUUUUAGUCCAGUGUUCACAUUAGAGCAUUUAUUUUUAUUUGGACAAAUAUAUGGUCGGUGUACGAAUUUCUCGGGCAA
This is a messenger RNA of Rhipicephalus microplus (southern cattle tick), 1948 nucleotides long. Its product is annotated as DNA topoisomerase 2-alpha-like. Lineage: Eukaryota; Metazoa; Arthropoda; Arachnida; Ixodida; Ixodidae. The record is from RefSeq and is a predicted model, not a curated record.